Conger conger (European conger) is the source of this 1448-nucleotide messenger RNA. Its product is annotated as four and a half LIM domains protein 2-like. Gene Ontology annotation, molecular function: transcription coregulator activity. Lineage: Eukaryota; Metazoa; Chordata; Actinopteri; Anguilliformes; Congridae. Gene Ontology annotation, cellular component: Z disc; nucleus. The record is from RefSeq and is a predicted model, not a curated record. Bases 135 to 974 code for a protein of 279 amino acids. The transcript is spliced from 6 exons.
ACCGCCCCAAUUAGCUGGACCAGCGGUGGAGUAAUCCAAUAAAACAGUGAGUACAACUGCCCCGGUCCCACCACUUUCAACCAGAGCAGGCAGGGGAACAAGGCCGCGGGGAGGGAAGACUUUCCUGUGCCACAAUGACGGAGCGGUUCGACUGUCACUACUGCAAGGAGUCGCUGUUCGGGAAGAAGUACGUCCUGCGGGAGGACAACCCGUACUGCGUCAAGUGCUACGAGAGCCUCUACUCCAACACCUGCGAGGAAUGCAAGAAGCCCAUUGGCUGCAACAGCAGGGAUCUGUCCUAUAAGGACCGCCACUGGCACGACAAUUGCUUCCACUGCUUCCAGUGCAAGCGCUCACUGGCGGACAAGCCCUUCUCCACCAAGGACGAGCAGCUGCUCUGCACAGAGUGCUACUCCAAUGAGUACUCCUCUAAGUGCCACGCCUGCAAGAAGAUCAUCAUGCCCGGCUCCAAGAAGAUGGAGCACAAGGGGAACAGCUGGCAUGAGACCUGCUUCACCUGCCAGCGCUGCCAACAGCCAAUCGGCACCAAGAGCUUCAUCCCCAAGGACAGCCACAACUACUGCGUGGCCUGCUAUGAGAAGCAGUUCGCCAUGCAGUGUAUCCACUGCAAGAAGCCAAUCACCACCGGCGGAGUGACCUAUCACGACCAGCCGUGGCACAAAGACUGCUUCCUGUGCACCGGCUGCAAGCAGCAGCUGUCCGGCCAGCGGUUCACCUCCCGCGACGACUUCGCCUACUGCCUGACCUGCUACUGCAACCUGUACGCCAAGAAGUGUGCCUCCUGCACCACGCCCAUCAGCGGUCUGGGAGGGAGCAAGUACAUCUCUUUUGAGGAACGCCAGUGGCACAACGACUGCUUCAACUGCAAGAAGUGCGAAUUGUCCCUGGUGGGCCGAGGCUUCCUGACCGAGAGGGACGAUAUCCUGUGUCCCGAGUGUGGCAAAGACAUGUGAGCCCCCCACCCCGAAAACCUGGGGAGGAGGCGAGGCCGUCGUGGGCCCCAAAGUGAGAGACGACGACAACAUCCGAGCACAAGAAACACUAACCGUUUUUUCCUUCUCUCACAGACUACUCCUACUAACAGAACGUGCCGUUUAACCGACAUUUAUGAAUUUACCCAAGUGUUCUUAAACCCGUUUUAACAGUAUAGCUCUGACGUUUUGACUGCAUGCACUGACCUAAGGCUAUUUUUAAAUGUAUCUAAGCAUGAAUCUAAGAUAAAUGAAGUGACGUAAACAGACUUAUACUAUGAACAUGGGAAGGAAAUCUAACUAACUGAAAUUAAGGAUUUCUCUUGUCUUUUUGAAGAAGCCAAUAAUAGCUCUUGUCUAAGCUAUGGCUAAGUAAUUAUAUAUUUUACAAAGUGAGCUAACAGACAAUGAGCCAAACAGAUUUACAAUAUAUGAAAUUGCCAUUUUAACCUAAGA